ACCGGUGACGUAGCUCUCACGUGACCAGGAGUCGACGUGUGCAGAAGUCCUGCUAGUCUGGUCCUUGUUCGCCGCUGGGUACCAGCUUCCCUUGAGCAGCGCAGACGGCGGGGCCCGAGGCCAGGGGAGGAAGGAUUCGGCUUGCCGGAAUUUUGCAGGUCUGUCGUUCCCAGCUGUACGCAGGGCUGGAAAGGGCAAGGAAGAACGUGACCGCAUCAGUACAGAAGUAAUUGUUUCAAAGAGGAAUAAACAGAAAAAAAGAAAGAGGGCAAAGAAGGAAGGAAGAGAGACAGGCACAAGAUGAAACCCUGUCAAAAAAUUGAAGGAAAACCAGAAAAUGAGAGUGAACCAAAAUUUGAGGAAGAGCCAAAGCCUGAGGAAAAGCCUGAGGAGGAGGAAGAGCCAGAGGAGGAGGAAAAAUCAGAAGGAACUUUUAAAGAAAGGCUGAUUCAGUCUCUCCAGGAAUUUAAAGAAGAUAUACACAACAGGCAUUUAAGCAAGGAAGAUAUGUUUAGAGAAGUGAAUGAAAUAGAUGAGAUAAGGAGAGUAAGAAACAAACUUAUAGUGAUGCGUUGGAAGGUUAAUCGAAACCAUCCUUACCCCUAUUUAAUGUAGUUUCCCUGGAUUUUUUUUUUCUGAUGUUAACAUUGCUAUCUUGUAAUUUGUGUUUUCCUGAUAUACCUUUGUCCAUCUUUCUACUUUUAACUUGUUGCUAUUAAUGGUUUUGGAUGCAUCUCAUUGUUUAUUGUAUUUCAAACCAAUCUACAAGUCUCUGCCUUUUAAUAAGAGACCUUUACUCCUUUGUACAAAAAGAGAUGCCUGACAGGAUAUAAAAUGAAAAGAAAAGGUAAUAUGAGAAUAUCGUAUUUUUGAAAGGGAAGAGUACAUUUAUAUAUUAACAUAUAUGCACAAAAGAACAUGUAAAGAAUGAAAGACACAAAGUACGGUGAGUGGUAGUGUUAAGUGAUUUUUAAAAUUAGCUUAUUGGUAUUUUUCCUUCUUCCUAGAA
Molecule: messenger RNA, 1009 nt
Organism: Phacochoerus africanus (Common warthog)
Lineage: Eukaryota; Metazoa; Chordata; Mammalia; Artiodactyla; Suidae
Gene: TCEAL9
Product: transcription elongation factor A like 9
Exons: 3
Coding region: 301-615 (104 amino acids)
Source: RefSeq, a predicted model, not a curated record